AUGGAGAGUAGGGCGACGAUGUGCUGUCCAAUCAGGGAGAAUAUCGAUCAACCAGGCCGGAUCAUAGGAGGGGAAGACACAAAACCAGGGGAUUAUCCCUGGAUGGCAGCUCUUCUCAACGUGUCAAACACCAGGAGACCUUUCUGCGGCGGGUCUCUCAUAUCCCCACGUCACGUUCUCACUGCUGGCCACUGCGUUCAUCAAAAAGGAGUUCAACUAAAGACGAGUUCUUUUCUGAUCCGGAUCGGAGAGCACAACUUUGAGUCUAUUUCAGAGACAGAACAUCAAGAUUUUUCCAUCAAACAAAUCCACAUUCAUCCCAAUUACGAGGAAUUGAACAGGGACAUCCAUAAUGAUCUGGCAAUCAUCGAACUAUAUGGACCAUACGAGGCCAAACCAAAGGCUGUCUACCUUCCCAACGAACCAGGGAAUUUUGAGGGUAGCAGCGCCUAUGUCAUUGGUUGGGGGUUGACCCAAACAACAACCGAGAUCCAGCCUCCCGUCCUCCAACAAGUUCUUGUCCAUGUUUAUUCGCAAGAAGUUUGCCGGAAGAAUUAUCCAUGCAUCACGAAUACUCAUCUGUGUGCAGGACAUGAGAAAGGAAGGAAGGACUCUUGCCAGGGAGACUCCGGAGGACCCUUGUUUGUCGUCGGCCAAGAAGGGAAAUGGGUCCAAGUUGGGAUCGUGUCUUAUGGAUACGGCUGCGCGGAGCCCGAAUUUCCUGGUGUCUACGCAAAUGUCUCCUCCCACUUUCCGCUGGGGAGCGAGAACGGAACUGACGUCCAGAAGCGGGACUAUCGGAAGUUUGCCGAGCCAUUCCAACUGAUCAAUGGCGAACUCAAUCACCAGUCAAAGAAGUGUGCUCAACCGAAGAAGGUGAUCCUCGGGAAAGAAGAAAGGAAUCGCGUAUUGGAUCUCUACCAUCGUGGAAUUGGUGGUGGGCACUUCGGAAUGAACGCGACUCUUCGCAAGCUUGAGAAGUAUUGGUGGAAGAACAUGACUUCCGACGUGAAGAGGUUUUGUUCGUCCUGCAUUGUUUGCCAAAAGGCCAAUCCCAUGAACAAUCCAGCACCUGCAAAGUUACAUCCAGUAAAGAUUUUCUCUCGCCUCUUCCACCGUUGGGGCGUUGAUCUGGGUGGCCCACUCAACGAGUCAAAGCAGGGAAAUUCUUACCUCUGGCUCACUGAGAGAUACAAUCAGACAUUAAUUGCGAAGUUGACUGCCCACAUGACUGACCGAGGUGAUGAUUGGGAGACACACCUAAGGAGCGUCAUGAUAGGGUAUAGGUGGAAGGUGCAAUGCUCCUCCAAAUUUUCUCCGUUCGAGCUCAUGUUCGGGGUGGAACCGCGUUUCCCCUACGAGCUCGACAGUCCCAUCACCUCAGAAGACCUUGCCGAUCCAAUCUGGACUGAGGAGACUGGAGAAGAGAUUGAGAAGAGGAUGGGAGAAAUUGAGCUUCGACUAAAGAAUAGGAGGCAAGAAGGUCUGCAAAACCUGGAGAAAGCUCAAGAAAAACAGAAGGACGCCUACGACCUGAAGAGGUCGGGACCUGCAUACAAUGUUGGAGACAAGGUUCUGAAGCGGAACGCGAGGAAGGACACGCGCAUGGGAGGAAAAUUGGAAGAGAGGUAA
Darwinula stevensoni is the source of this 1632-nucleotide messenger RNA. The record is from the annotation of a GenBank genome assembly. NCBI's taxonomy places the organism in Eukaryota, Metazoa, Arthropoda, Ostracoda, Podocopida, Darwinulidae.